AUGCUAUUGAAGCCAUUUAGCCAUUCUGAUCAACGUGAAGCCAACGAUUUUCCCAUCGAUCGGCAGAUUUAUUCUGCAUGGCAUCUGCUCACCUUCAGGUCCUUGUCCACAUCAGGGAACCAGGAUAAGAACCACAAGAAGUGGAUGGAGAGGUUCCAAGAACUGCAGGAAUACAAGGCAAUUCAUGGAAACUGUAGAGUACCCACCUUGUUUGGCUGUCUUGGUACCUGGGUAAAAACACAGCGCGGGUUGCACACUACUGGAAAUCUCAUGAAAGAUAAACAAGAAAUGCUAGAAUCUAUUGGAUUUGAGUGGAGGCUAAGGAAGUUUGUUGAGUUGAAGACUCAACACAAUGAAGACAUGUGGAAUUCACAAUAUGAUGCGCUUGUGAAGUACAAGGAAAUGCAUGGUGACACUCUUGUGCCUCGAUAUUAUCCAGGAAACAAAGAACUUGGUAUUUGGGUGAAUAACCAAAGGAGGAAUAUGAAAAAUGGCACCUUUCGGGCACGACCUGACCGCAAAGCAAAGCUUGAGGAUCUUGGUUUUGUAUGGGACCCACAAGAACACUUUUGGGAUGCCCAAUACAAUGCACUUGUCAAGUACAAGGAAGAGCAUGGUGACACACUUGUGCCAAAAGAUUAUCCAGAAAACAAAGAACUUGGGUUGUGGGUAACCACCCAAAGGGCAAGUCUGAAAAAUGGCACCUUACGGGCACGACCUGACCGCAAAGCAAAGCUUGAGGAGCUUGGUUUUAUCUGGGACCCUCACGAACACUUUUGGGAAGCUCAAUAUGAUGCACUUGUCAAGUGCAAGGAAAAGCAUGGUGACACUCGUGUGCCUCGAGAUGAUCCAGAAAACAAGGAACUUGGUUUUUGGGUGAAUGAGCAAAGGCGACAGAAGAAAAAUGGCACCUUACAAGCUCGCCGCAAAGCAAAGUUGCACGAUCUUGGUUUUGUAUGGGACUUUGAUGACAUCAACGAAGAAGCUUGGCUGGAGAGCUUUGAGCAGCUCAAGUGGUGCUAUGCCAACCCUGGUGUCGUUUUUGAUUCUGCUCUUCGAGCAUGGACAAUACUUCAAUGCAGACUGCAUGCAAAGGGUUCACUUGCACCUCAUAGGAAAGCACUGCUGGAUGAAAUUGGUUUUGAAUGGUAG
This is a messenger RNA of Seminavis robusta, 1152 nucleotides long. The record is from the annotation of a GenBank genome assembly. Lineage: Eukaryota; Bacillariophyta; Bacillariophyceae; Naviculales; Naviculaceae.